Gastrolobium bilobum is the source of this 890-nucleotide messenger RNA. RefSeq lists its product as uncharacterized. The record is from RefSeq and is a predicted model, not a curated record. The transcript has a single exon. Bases 35 to 856 code for a protein of 273 amino acids. NCBI's taxonomy places the organism in Eukaryota, Viridiplantae, Streptophyta, Magnoliopsida, Fabales, Fabaceae.
AAUAAAAGAAAAAAGAAAAAAGAGAGAGAUAGAGAUGGAGAAAGAAGAAGAGCACAAAGAGAGUGUGGACUCGUUGUUGUGUCCAAGUUUCAGCACCUAUUGUCACUCAUCUAACAAACUCGCUGAUAUAGCUCAACAGGUUAUUCAAAACGACAACGAUUUUAAUGCUAACGACAACGACUUCGAGUUCGUCGCGUUUCCUAAGGCUGCGGAUGGGGUUUUCUUCGACGGCGAUUCGGGUCGUUUUUUCCCAAUCUUCAAUCGCGACCUCGUGACGGCGACGAAGGAGGAGGAUGCUGCGGCGAUUCAAUUUCCGAUGAGGAAGUUGCUUAUCGGCGACGAGGAAAAGCGUCGUGAACCUUCGCCGACGACUUCGUCGUCGUCGUCGGAGGUGGAGGAUGAUCUGGUGGCGAUUCCGGCGGGGACGUACUGCGUGUGGACUCCGAAUUCGGUGAAGCCUUCGCCUGACAGAUGCAAGAAGAGCAAUUCGACGGGAUCGUCGUCGACGAAGCGAUGGAAGCUUCUGGAUUUGCUGCGGCGGAGCAACAGCGACGGGAAGGAGUCGUCGUCGUUGGUGUUGGUGACGCCGUCGUCCGAUUCGACGAAGAAGAAGAAGGGAGUGAAAGGGGAGAGUUCGAAAGAGCAGUGUGGUUCUCGAAAAGCUGAAAUCCUCACUAGCAGGUUCGCCGGAAAAAAGAUUCCGGCAGCGGCGGCGAGCGGCGGGGAGAAGAAGGUGUUUACGUCGGCGCACGAGGCAUUGUAUUUGAAGAACCGAGAGACGAGAAAAAGGUCCUAUUUGCCGUAUAGGCAAGAAUUGGUUGGGUUCUUUUCAUUUUUGUCACAUAGAAAAUUUUAAGAGUUUAUAUUUUUUAUUUUUUUUGAAAAAUUUU